Molecule: messenger RNA, 513 nt
Organism: Xylaria bambusicola
Lineage: Eukaryota; Fungi; Ascomycota; Sordariomycetes; Xylariales; Xylariaceae
Exons: 4
Coding region: 1-513 (170 amino acids)
Source: RefSeq, a predicted model, not a curated record
AUGCGACUUCUCAACAUUGAUUCCUUUGAACUUGAAGAAUUCCUCGGCGAUAGUCCUCCGCCUUACCCUAUCUUGUCGCACACUUGGGGCCCAGAAGAGGUUAACAUGUGCUGUAUCGAUAAAUCAAGCAGUGCAGAGUUGUCAGAGGCCGUUAACUCGAUGUAUCGAUGGUACUCAAAAGCCGAAGUAUGCUACGCCUACGAGUUUGAAUGUUCGAGAUGGUUUACAAGAUGUUGGACGUUACAGGAGCUCAUCGCGCCUCCUUUAGUUACAUCCUUCAACACGUCUUGGCGUAUUAGUGGGACCAACAGUUCACUUCUCAAUGUCAUGUCACUUUGCAACUUGAUUUUCAUGGGCAUCGAAAGGACGUGUACGAAACAAGAAGACAUGGCAUAUUCGUUUAUGGGUCUGUUCGAUAUCAAUAUGCCCGUUAUAUAUGGUGAAGGCGAGAAUUUUUGUUCCAGUUUACAAGAUAUAUUUAGGCAUAGCUAUGAUCAAUCAAUAUUAGCCUAA